Molecule: messenger RNA, 1281 nt
Organism: Acanthosepion pharaonis
Lineage: Eukaryota; Metazoa; Mollusca; Cephalopoda; Sepiida; Sepiidae
Source: the annotation of a GenBank genome assembly
AUGUUUGCUUGUAACAUCCAUCUACAGUUGAAAGUAUCAAUGUGGAAAAUUAGUAGAGGGCUUUUCAUAUCUAUCUAUUUUAGUCUUUUCAUAUCUAUUUUAGUUUUUUCAUAUCUAUCUAUUAAUGUAUUUUAUUCUUUUCAUAUCUAUCUAUUUUACAUUUUCAUAUCUAUCUAUCAAUCUGUUUUAGUCUUUUCAUAUCUCUCUAUCUAUCUAUCUAUCUUAGUUUUUUCAUAUUUAUCUAUCUAUUUCAGUCCUUUCAUAGCUAUCUAUUUCAGUUUUUUCCUAUCUCUCUAUCACAAUCUGUUUCUAUCUAUCUAUCUAUUUCAGUCCUUUCAUAGCUAUCUAUUUCAGUUUUUUCCUAUCUCUCUAUCACAAUCUGUAUCUAUCUAUCUAUCUAUCUAUCUAUCUAUCUAUCUAUUUCAGUCCUUUCAUAGCUAUCUAUUUCAGUUUUUUCCUAUCUCUCUAUCACAAUCUGUUUCUAUCUAUCUAUCUAUCUAUCUAUCUAUCUCUUAUAAGUUUCUUUAUAUCCAUCUGUCCAUCCUAGGACGAUAUUUUAAGGGAUGGGUUACCAAUUGCCACUCAAAUGUAGAGAAGCUGGAGGAGGGGUUGCGCUUCAUACUUUUCUUUUCAUCAUGCUUUAAUGAAGAAGAUCAUAUCUAUCAGUUGUGGUCUUCUAUCUAUCUAUCUAUGUCUGUUCAUAUCUAUACGUUCGAAGACCUGAAUCAAAUCACAGAUGAAAGUGUUUAUGACAGCAAAGUGGCUGAGUAUAAUGGGAAAGUUGAUGAACUUCGUGAUAUACAGCUCACGUAUGAAAUGCAGUUGGUUGAUCAACUGGAGGAUGUUGUGAAAGAUUUUGAACGUAACCUACAAGACAUGGUGGGUACAUUUAUUGAAGGAGUUCAGUCUCUUUUGUCCCAUUGCCGAGAUCUGGAAAACCAGCACCAUGAAAAAAUCAUGGAAAUUGCCCUUAUUAACCUGGAGAAAUCAAACAAAAAUGAAUUAGAUGAUGAUAUAUCUGAUGACCUACGUAAUUUAUUGGUCGAUAAAGAUACGGUGUUAAGUGCGGUGACAUCGUCGCAUGAAGUCCAUUUGCAGAAGAUCGAUAAUCGGGAAGACCAAAUUGUCAGUCGUAUCCGCCAGUGGUUGAAGGGACUCAUCAAAAACAUUCAUGAUGAGGAAGAAGUACAGCGAAACCGACACAGAGUCAUUGAAAUAAAUAACUUGAUAGAUCACUUUCGCGAUCAGAUAGAAAACCUUGACACCAUACCCGUAACAUGA